Molecule: messenger RNA, 827 nt
Organism: Strongylus vulgaris
Lineage: Eukaryota; Metazoa; Nematoda; Chromadorea; Rhabditida; Strongylidae
Source: the annotation of a GenBank genome assembly
GACGCAGUGACGACAGCUAAUCUUAUUGCUGGCAUCUCUAUAAAAAGCAAGCAUGUGAAGCAGCCGCGCAUUGAGAAAGUGCAGGAGCUUGUCUCUGCUCUGAAAUGCGUUCGUGAAUCAGUUGUGGAUGAUAGACGUCUGUCAACGUUUGAGUUCUCUGUCUCUGGAAUAGUUCCUGCUCUGCAUAAUUUGUUAGCCUUGGUUGAGCGACAGCCUGGAAGCUAUCCAGCGCGUAUAUUUGGCGAAACCUUUGCACAUGGUACAGCUCUUCCCAGCCUUGCAUCAAAGAUGGUCUCCGUACUCGAGUCUACCGAAAAGUUCCCGCAGUACCUCUACGAUACUCCGGGUGGAUCUGCUUUUGGACUACAGCUUUUGUCACGACGAAUUCGAAUGAAGCUUGAGCAAGCUAUAAGCGAGCACGACGACAAGAAGCAGCUGAUAAAUAGAAGUGGACGGCUUUUGAAGAGUGAACCGCUCACAACUAUUGGUCAGCUGAAGUCAUUCCUCUUGAAGAUGGUCGCUAAACAGUGGUACGCCCAAAUUUUGCAUAUAUCCGUUGAUAAGAGAAUGCUUUGGCGAAAAGGCAAAUGUCAUCAUCCGAAAUUUUGCAAUGAUAGUGGCGCUUCAUCCCAUAAUCGACUAAGUCAACAUAGCAGGCUAGAAGAUCCAUUAUGGAAGAAAAUCGAUUUCAAAAAUCACUUGUUCGAUCGAGAACGCUGUAACUUGAGUUUCGUCAAAACUAUCGAGGAAGCGAAGAAAACUGGUGACAGGGUUAGACUGAUCUAUACCAGCGAUUUUGAUGAACAAGGUAUGUGGCUUGGAUAGUU